UGUGCCAACUGCCGAACGACAACAACACCGUUGUGGCGCCGUGACAGUUCCGGAAACACCAUUUGUAAUGCAUGUGGAUUGUAUUUUAAGCUUCACAACGUGCACAGGCCUGUGACGAUGAAGAGGGCUGUCAUCAAGCGUAGAAAACGC
Molecule: messenger RNA, 150 nt
Organism: Lobosporangium transversale
Lineage: Eukaryota; Fungi; Mortierellomycota; Mortierellomycetes; Mortierellales; Mortierellaceae
Product: GATA zinc finger-domain-containing protein
Exons: 1
Biological process (GO): positive regulation of transcription by RNA polymerase II; negative regulation of transcription by RNA polymerase II
Molecular function (GO): DNA-binding transcription factor activity, RNA polymerase II-specific; RNA polymerase II cis-regulatory region sequence-specific DNA binding; zinc ion binding
Source: RefSeq, a predicted model, not a curated record